This is a messenger RNA of Hypoxylon fragiforme, 2001 nucleotides long. Its product is annotated as glycoside hydrolase family 43 protein. The transcript is spliced from 2 exons. Gene Ontology annotation, molecular function: hydrolase activity, hydrolyzing O-glycosyl compounds. NCBI's taxonomy places the organism in Eukaryota, Fungi, Ascomycota, Sordariomycetes, Xylariales, Hypoxylaceae. The record is from RefSeq and is a predicted model, not a curated record. Gene Ontology annotation, biological process: carbohydrate metabolic process. The coding region runs from base 748 to 1953 and encodes 401 amino acids.
ACCGGACCACUCUCUAACUCCUGUCAAAUGAAUCGUUGAUGUCACCCACUUGUCUUCUCUGGAAGCUUGUCUCUGAGAAUUAUUUACUACGUAGUAUCAAUUCAAAGUGAUGAAAGUUUAUGGGAGACUAGAGUCUAAUCAUGAUUCCAUCUCCUCACCUCGUGGCCUUGGUUAGCGUUCCAUCGUGACUAUCCAAACCACCGGGAACAAACAACCGGCCUCUAGUAACACAACAUACCGGGUAGCUACCCCGCUAGCCACCCCCCGCAGUUCUUCUCCUCAUCAACCCCAGGUCCAAAAUAUUGGCAAAGAUGGAGAAGUGCAACGUUGAUCUGGGACCAUUCGGCCAUUUCAAGAUCGUACGAAAGGAUUUCGACUUGGGUCACCCCUGGCACUUAGACGAAAUACCUCGCUGCUCUAUGCAUAUCUGACCUCAUUCCCGCGAAUCAAACCCCUCGCCUUAUUCCUGGGCGUUUGCUUCUGCCUGAGCUGAUUUUCAGACCGCUUAUGCUAAGUUGCGGGCAGGAACGGGGAAUGCUGUUCCACAACAUCGGCACCACCCACUUGGGAGGGAAGAAGGUGCUCUAAGCCCAACCCUUGGACAAGGAACUUUGGAAGUAUAUUUAAGAUGGAAGGUUCCCAGGUUCCCAGCAGCAGGAACCUUCCUGCUCUUCAGUCCCAGACCUCAGCAUCAUUUUAAGCCAGUUUAGGUAACGGGCAAAUCUGAGCUUCGUUCGCAAAGUCAAGAUGAAGGGACCCUUCUUCACCCAUCUCACCACCGCCCUCACUGCGUUGUUGGGUAUAGGGGCAGUCACUGCAGAAACCUUCGACCCCAAUAAGGCUGGCAGUGUAGACUGGGACCUCUCAAAAAUCGGCACAGACAAGACCACCAAUGCGACGUUUUCGAACCCGGUGAUGACCGUCAAUGUUGGCGAUCCGUUCAUGACCAAAUACACCGCCGACGGCGAGGACUGGUACCUGUUCACGUACACGACGAACGAGAACAUCACCCUUAGACGCUCGCGAUACCUCACCGACAAUUGGGACCACGCCGAGACCCGUGCGGUGUUUGUCCCCGAUCCCACUAGCGGCGAACCAUGGUCGACGAGCCUGUGGGCGCCGGAGAUUCACAACAUAUCCGGUUCCUGGUACAUCAUCUUCACUGCCACUUCAGACGGGGAUAACCCACCGCCUUUGCUAGAUGCCCUGUGUCCGAUCAACUGCCCCGCGAUCAACCACCGCAUGUUCGUCCUCGCGGCAGAUGGUCCUGAUCCCUGGACGGCAAACUACGAAAUGAAGCCCAUGCUAGACACGUACGACCAGUUCGCCAUCGACGGGACGUACUUCCAGCACGAGGACAAGCUGUACCACAUCUACUCGUGCUGGGAGCAGAAGUACUCGGCGUGGCCGGCGAACCUCUGCAUAACCGCGAUGUCGGACCCGUGGACCGUGAACUCGACCCUCCUCGAGCGGCGCACGAUCUCGAUCCCCGACGAGCCCUGGGAGCAGGUGCCGUACGGGCGGCCCAUCCGGCUCGCGACCAACGAAGGGCCGCAGCAGCUGACGAACCCGCAGACGGGGCAGCACUUCGUGGUGUACUCGGCGGCGCGCGUCAACACGCCGUUCUACUGCCUGGGCUUGCUCGAGCUCGUGGGCAACGACCCGAUGGAGUACCAGUCCUGGCGCAAGCACCGCGCCGGCUGCGUGUUCCACCAGAACACCGUCGCGGGCGUCUACGGCACGGGGCACGCCAGCUUCACCACCUCCCCCGACGGCGAGGAGAACUACCUCGUCUACCAUGCCCAGACCACCGCGAACCCCGGUGCGGACCUGUAUCGCACCGCGCGCGUGCAGAGGUUCACGUGGAAUGAGGACGGCACGCCGAGGUUCCCGUUGGCGGAGAAUGGACCAUUUGAUGUGCCCGCUGGCCAGCAGGCGUUGACGACGAAGUGAGUGAAUGAACGAAUGAAACGACGAGUAAUGCAUAGGUACCUUAGGUCA